AUGCCGGUUACAGACUCUGAACUCACAUCCAUGGAGGAACCCCAUGCAGUGGAGGAUGAGAAGGGGAGCUUGACUAACGUCCCCUCCUCAGCUCCUCCUACGACCAUCCCUGCUUCAACGCCUCCUUUCCCUACCACUAUAGCUAAUUUCACUGGUGAGACAGUGAUUGAGAACAGAGCUGUCUCCAUGGCAAGUAAUGACUGCAGCUCGGCUCUCUCUUCACCUGCUGAAGCCAGCCCAGCCAAGCCUGCUGUAACAUCACCCACUACAUUUGAAGGGGCUGUUGAAACAAGCCCAGCUACCUCACACAUUGCAUCAGCGUCAGACUCCUUAAAAUGCACAGGGACAAGCCUUGUCAACAUUUCAGAAUCACUACCAUUGUUGUCUGAGUUGCCAUCUACCACAUUUGGCAGUUCAGACCUGGAAAAUGACUUUUCUCCUGCACUGACCUUCAAAGGCGUCACGGUGUCUCUGGAGAAUAACAGUGUGUGGAGGCAGUUCUACAGCUGUGGAACUGAGAUGAUUCUCACUAAACAGGGGCGCCGCAUGUUCCCUUACUGCCGAUAUCGCCUGGCUGGCCUAGAUCCUGAGCGCCAGUACAGUCUGGUACUGUCCAUAGUUCCAUCUGACCAGUACAAGUACCGCUGGAACAAAUCCAAAUGGGAGGUCACCGGACCAGCGGAACACCAGGCCCAGGGCCUUGUCCGGGCCUUUGCCCACCAUUACUCAUCCUGCAAAGGCUCAGACUGGAUGGGUAGCUUGGUAUCUUUCUACAAACUCAAACUGACCAAUAAUACCCAAGACCAGGAGGGCCAUAUAAUCCUACACUCCAUGCAUCGCUACAUUCCUAGGCUACAUGUGAUACCUGUCCCAGAUGGGGUCGUACCCACACCUGAUCAGCCGGUGGUUAUGGGACCAGAGAGCAUGACCUUUACUUUCCCACAGACUGAAUUCAUGGCUGUGACCACUUAUCAGAACUUUCGGAUCACGCAGCUCAAAAUUAAUCACAAUCCGUUUGCAAAAGGCUUCAGGGAGGACGGGAACAACCCCCGCCUAAACAGGGUCACCACAGAGGCUCGACCUCUGGUCAAGACAGACACUCAGUCCUGUGUUAUAGAACAAAAUGAAAGCAAAGAGGGGGCUGUUGAUCUGAGGUAA
Messenger RNA from Seriola dumerili (greater amberjack), 1158 nucleotides. Its product is annotated as T-box-containing protein TBX6L-like. The transcript has a single exon. Gene Ontology annotation, biological process: pattern specification process; heart morphogenesis; cell fate specification. Gene Ontology annotation, molecular function: DNA-binding transcription factor activity, RNA polymerase II-specific; RNA polymerase II cis-regulatory region sequence-specific DNA binding. Gene Ontology annotation, cellular component: nucleus. The record is from RefSeq and is a predicted model, not a curated record. NCBI's taxonomy places the organism in Eukaryota, Metazoa, Chordata, Actinopteri, Carangiformes, Carangidae. The coding region runs from base 1 to 1158 and encodes 385 amino acids.